UUCCAAACUUUUCACCGAUAGUGUGUAUGUAAAGCUUAAUGAUCGUAAAUGACACAAGCAUAAUAAUUGCGGCAAUAAAAUAUAUAUUACAUUCUAUCAGUAAAAUAGAAAAAAAAAAUGCAGAAUAUCGACCAUGGUGAUAUAAUCAGUUGACCACUAGAUUAUAAAAUAUAAUCUAAUAUCAAUCUCAGUGGCUUGAUGGUCAUUCACAAUGUUUUAUCAUUCAUAGGUGGACAAGAAGAGCCCACUCCAGAACCACGACCACACAAGUACAAAUGUGGCCUGUCAGCACCGUGUCCCCCCAAACAUCUCGCGUUCCGGCUGAUCUCCGGUGCUGCCAAUGUCAUCGGCCCCAAAAUCUGUCUGGAGGAUAAAAUUCUUGUCAGCAGUGCUAAAAACAAUGUUGGCAGAGGGCUCAAUAUUGCCUUAGUAAAUGGGGUUAAUGGAGAUGCUUUGGAAAUAAAAGCAUUUGAUAUGUGGGCAGGAGACAUUUCAGAGCUGCUGAAGUUUCUUCGGCCUCUCCAUGAAGGAACGCUAGUAUUUGUUGCUUCUUUUGAUGACCCGGCCACCAAGUUAAAUGAUGAAGCUCGACGGCUGUUUAUGGAGCUGGGGAGCACAGCAGCAAAGGAACUGAGCUUCAGGGAUAGCUGGGUGUUUGUUGGAGCCAAAGGAAUAGAAAAUAAAAGCCCAUUUGAACAGCGAAUGAAGAACAGUAAAAGUAGUAAUAAAUAUGAAGGCUGGCCUGAGUCUCUGGAGAUGGAUGGCUGCAUUCCUCUGCGUGCUCCUUUAGAAACUUAAGGCCUCACGGGGGCUUUGAACUGUAGGAACACUUCAAACACAAGGAUCAAGGAGCACUACAUACGAUCACAAUUCAGCUGCCUAAAAAUUGUACUCAUUGGAUGGUCCGAAGUGGAUUUUCCUUCCAGAGCCGUCUGCUUCAAGGUGAAGAAAAAAACUGAAAUGAAAAUAUAACUGGAAGUCGUGUGGUCCGGUGGAAUUAGAAUUGUUGUGAUUGACAAAAGAAGAACUGUUUUUUAUGAAGAAGAAAAAAAUACUGGCGCAUCAAAUCUUUUUUAACAAUAUUUAUAUAGUAUGUUUAGAAAGUUUCUAUAUAUAGUUUAAAAUGUGUGAAGUUCAUAUUGUUUAAAAUCGGUGCCUAGUGGUUGUUCUGAAGGAUGGCAUUUAUAUGAAUUUACAUUCAAAGACAGAUUAUUAUAUACACAUUAAAGAAUGUCCAGAGAGUCCAUUAAGAAUUGUCACCUAUUUCUAAUCCAUGCUUGUAAUAAGAUCAGUGUCAUGAGACUCGAUCUCAAUUAAGUUGCACCACUCUUCUUUCAUGUGUAGUUUUUGUUCUUUGUAAAAUGAUGCACUAAUGAAAUGCACUGUAUAGACAACCUUUGAUAGAAAUCAACCAAACAUCGAGGUUAUUCGUGUAGUUUUAUUUAGGACUGCCUUUUUUGGCAGGAUUACGUUUAUCUUAUCUCAUAAUAAACUCUCACAGAUCUUUAUCCCCUUGUGUGUGACCAGCAUAUUGGUUGGCUGUGUGAAAUGUCCUAUUUUUGCAGCCACCGAAACGCAGUGUGGUUUUGGCAAAUGAUGUAGUUUGUUCCAAAGGAAGUGACUUGUUCACGUGCACACAGUAAAGCUAUUUACAGAAGCUCGUGAUCACGUGUGUUGUCAGCGAAUUAAAACCACCCAAACAAGCACCAUGGA
Sinocyclocheilus anshuiensis is the source of this 1713-nucleotide messenger RNA. RefSeq names its product protein FAM3A-like. Lineage: Eukaryota; Metazoa; Chordata; Actinopteri; Cypriniformes; Cyprinidae. The transcript has 7 exons. The record is from RefSeq and is a predicted model, not a curated record. The coding region runs from base 199 to 798 and encodes 199 amino acids.